Messenger RNA from Aspergillus niger, 1308 nucleotides. RefSeq lists its product as hypothetical. The coding region runs from base 1 to 1308 and encodes 435 amino acids. The transcript is spliced from 9 exons. Lineage: Eukaryota; Fungi; Ascomycota; Eurotiomycetes; Eurotiales; Aspergillaceae. The record is from RefSeq and is a predicted model, not a curated record.
AUGGGCCUUUUCUCAGGACCUCUCCUUUUGAUUGUUUAUUCGUUCGAUGCUGCCUCCCGCGCUAAUCCCAAGUCUCCGAGCACUUCAGCUUCGUUUCCCUUUCGACGCUACCUUUUGACGCGUCUACUUGUCCCCUUGCGUGUUGUUGCUGAUUCACAUCAAAUCGCGUACUUUCGAGCAUUGUCAUCGUCUUCCUACGUUUCUCGGCUCGACCAAGUCACCCUACACCGUAUCGAGUACUUGAUAAACGAGUUACACCUUGACUUGCCCCUGACAGAGACUUUCUACGCUUGUCAGGCGGCUUUGCUGCAUCCGGACAAUACCAGCACUGGGCAGCAACACACUAGGCAGACGCCUUACCAGAACCUGAGCGCCGAAGAUACCAUUUGCCCAGGGACUGGUACCUGGAAGAACCCUGAAACCGGUGUGCUUGUCGGUGGGCUCCUGAAUGUGGCCUUAUGGUUUCAGUCUUUAAAGCUUGGACUAUCUCUCUCGUCUAGGUACUGGCAGACAAGAGCCUCUACAGGAAAGAGCGUGGCCCAUGUGGGCUUCGGGGUCUUAAUACUUCUUGAGAUUAAGCUUUUACUUGGUCUUGGAGCUGUGGCUGACUUAUUAUAUCGGUCUGCUCGGGGCGGAAGAGACCGCCGAGCCCACGAUAGUACUAUAGCCUCCGAACCGGGAUACUUGGUCAAAAGUACGAAGUAUUUAGACAACUACACAAGACACCCAACAGCCCCCUGCGAGUAUAAGCUACGCGGAUCUAUACGGGCAACGACCCCACUGUGUCAAGGCCGCGAAGGCAAGAGAUACCAGAAUGAAGACUUUGACGCAAGUGUACACAGUGCACAAGGGCCCUUGACGGUUUCCGACGUCGUCUCCAUACUCAAAACCGUCGGAAUCGUCUGCUGCGAGAUCCCCGCAGUCAUCUGCCUCUUCAUUCCGGCGUUCGAAACCGGGAUGUCAGGACGGCGAUGUGGUGGUCUUGGCCAUCGUCCCCUACUUUACAUGUCUCUGAUACAUAUUCAUCUAAGGAUCACCGUCUAUCUCUUCAGACCGGGUCCCGCUACCACACGACUCAUAACCCCGAUGACAGGCUGCCCGUCCGGAUGCUCAUCCGCCGGGCAGCGGGGGACAAGACCCCUUUGCAUCUCUAUUCAUAGCCCGCAUACUUAUCUCGACAUCGAAAUAUCGUUUCGACUCGACCCAGUUGAUGGGACCCCUGGGACUGUUAUCGGCACCACUGCCGCAACCGCAAAUGCUGCUAAUGCUGCUACUGCUGCUGUCGCUCAUAGGGCACAAGAGUACUAA